CCGCAUGCCUGCCAGCCUGCCUGCCUGCUUGCUGAUGUCGUCAAAAAUUUUGGUCGGCUCUGAUUGACGGCCACCACCACCAACCAGCGCACCCAGAAGCUGCACCAGCUGCCUGCAUUAUUCUCGCCCACCCACCCUUUCCUUCGGCGGGCGCGCAACUCUUCUCAGCAGACAUCACCACCUCAGCCGCCCACCACAUCAACCACGCCAGGGUUUUUUUUGUCCCUUCGCGUCGCGAAAACAGAAAGAUCUCCCCCCGUCCAUCUCCGUCGCUGCGACACUGCUCAUCCGCCGUCCGAGCUACAGCUCCGCCUCCCCCCCUCAAGACUGUCACAAUGGUUCAGACAUCGACCGUCGUAACGGCAUCAGUCGCAACCGCCGCGGCCGCCGUUGUCGCCUACGUCGCCUGGUUCGACUACCGCCGCCGCUCGCAAGCCGACUUCCGCCGCAACCUGAGGAGAAACGAGCGCCGCCAGGCCCGCGCCGAGAAGGAGGAGGCCGAGGCCUCGACGCGGCGUCAGCGCGACGCCAUCAAGAUCAAGGUCGACGAGGCCAAGGAAGAGGGAUUCCCUGCUGGUGUCGAGGAACGCGAGGCCUACUUUAACGAACAGGUCAUGUCGGGAGAGAUGCUCAGCUCAGACCCUUCCAAGGCGGUUGAAUCGGCUCUUGCCUUUUACAAGGGUCUCAAGGUGUACCCGGCCCCCGGCGACCUCAUCAAGAUUUAUGACAGCACCGUGCCCAAGCCUAUAUUAGACAUUCUGGCCGAGAUGAUCGCAUACGACUCCAGCCUAGAUAUCCGUGCCCGCCCCGCCGGCGGCAUCAACCUGGGCGACAUCCCCAACGUCGGCCUCGACUAAAGCAUCAACUACUGACGCAUCCCGGGACCACUUGCAAUCCGCACAUCCUGCGGGCAGCGAAUCCCCGAUACUCAACUCGACAGGAAACCCCCCUCCACACUUGACAAGUACACCACGGAGGGGGCGCUCCAAUCCAUCUCAGGGGUCGGACUGACCGGUCCCCCCCUAUAGUGUACCAUAUUGUCGCUCUUCAAGCUUUCGAAUAGAGCUUUGUGUAAACAGUACCACGGUGGGAAAUGAUACCACACAGGGUGGGCUUGGGAAAGGCAAUAAUGGCAGCGUUUCCGCAAAAACAAAAUUCACCAUCCAUGAUUCAUUA
This is a messenger RNA of Purpureocillium takamizusanense, 1176 nucleotides long. It is a transcript of the gene TOM20, whose product is annotated as mitochondrial import receptor subunit tom20. Bases 336 to 857 code for a protein of 173 amino acids. NCBI's taxonomy places the organism in Eukaryota, Fungi, Ascomycota, Sordariomycetes, Hypocreales, Ophiocordycipitaceae. Gene Ontology annotation, molecular function: transmembrane protein transporter activity. Gene Ontology annotation, biological process: tRNA import into mitochondrion; protein targeting; protein import into mitochondrial matrix. Gene Ontology annotation, cellular component: mitochondrial outer membrane; mitochondrial outer membrane translocase complex. The transcript has 4 exons. The record is from RefSeq and is a predicted model, not a curated record.